Messenger RNA from Erythranthe guttata (spotted monkey flower), 2068 nucleotides. Its product is annotated as O-fucosyltransferase 31. The record is from RefSeq and is a predicted model, not a curated record. Lineage: Eukaryota; Viridiplantae; Streptophyta; Magnoliopsida; Lamiales; Phrymaceae.
GAAUUGUAUCAAUUUUCCAAUCACCCUUGUUAAAAAAAAAAAAAAGUUCUUUCUUUCUCUGUGAAUUUGAUUUGUGAGUAUAGUGUAUGUAUACAUAUAUAGUUGAGAUAGGUGAACAUGUGAGAUGCUUUUAAUGAGGCUGGUAAUGAAAAAGGGCCCUCUUUAAUUCUACUUUCUCUCUCCUCUCUCUCUCUCUCUAGAGUGUGCAAUUGAAAGUUACUUUAGUGGGAGUGUUGGAAGAUUAAUAAGAGUUGGAACACCCUCCAUUUGUGCAGUGAAAUUAAUAAUAAAUAAAUAAUGAGGCAGCCUUCUCUUUCACAUAGUGGUAUUGGUGGUGGUGGUGGUAGUGGUUACAGAGGAGGAGCCAUGGCUGCUGCCCUAGUGCUGCUUCUGCCCUUUCUUUUUCCAACCCUUUUCACUCCUUUCAGCCAUGCUUUGCCCUCUGUUCUCUCGGAGUGGAAUGCUCCUAAACCUCGUCACUCUCGUCUACUAAAGAGUGCCCUGCAGCGUGAAACUUCUGAUCGAGAACAGGCUGAACUAUGGAUGCCGUUGGCUCAACAACAAUUAAAACCUUGUGUCCAAUUCGCCAGCACCUCUUCUUUGCCAGAGAAAUCGAACGGGUAUAUUCAGGUGUUUCUUGAUGGAGGACUAAAUCAGCAACGAAUGGGCAUUUGUGAUGCAGUUGCUGUUGCUAAGAUCUUGAACGCAACUCUCGUAAUCCCGCAUCUUGAAGUAAAUCCCGUUUGGAAAGAUUCAAGCACAUUCAUGGAUAUAUUUGACGUGGAUCACUUCAUUAAUAUAUUGAAAGACGACAUAAAAAUAGUCAAAGAACUGCCCGAAGAAUAUUUUUGGAGCACACGAGAAUAUUACGCAACUGCCAUUCGAGCCACCAGGGUAAAAACAGCACCCGUUCAUGCUUCUGCAAACUGGUACAUCGAAAACGUUCUACCUCUCCUGCAAAGCUAUGGAAUUGCUGCAAUCGCACCGUUUUCUCAUCGCCUGGCUUUCGACAACAUGCCAAAUGAAAUCCAACGGCUACGAUGCAAAGUCAACUUCCAAGCAUUGACUUUCGUCCCUCACAUCAAAUCCCUCGGUCAUGAUCUCGUUACUCGCCUCAGAUAUUCUCCCACACAAGUCAACAAGAAAGCCACCGGAAAGUUUGUUGUACUCCAUCUUAGGUUCGACAAGGAUAUGGCAGCUCACUCGGCGUGCGAUUUUGGUGGAGGGAAGGCUGAAAAAUUGGCUUUAGCUAAGUAUAGGCAGGUUAUUUGGCAAGGAAGGGUAUUAAAUUCGCAAUUUACCGACGAAGAGUUGAGGAGCAGAGGGCGUUGCCCGUUAACUCCCGAAGAAAUUGGAUUGCUUUUAGCAGCUUUGGGAUUCGAUAAUAGUACUCGAUUGUAUCUUGCUUCCCACAAGGUAUACGGCGGUGAAGCAAGAAUCUCGACAUUGCGAAGUAUGUUUCCUCUAAUGGAAGACAAAAAGAGCCUGGCGUCUUCCGAAGAAAGAGCUCAAAUUCAAGGAAAGGCUUCUUUAUUAGCAGCGCUCGAUUAUUACGUCAGCAUGCACAGUGAUAUCUUCAUUUCUGCUUCUCCCGGAAAUAUGCACAACGCUGUGGUGGGCCAUAGAACAUACGAAAACAUGAAGACUAUAAGGCCAAACAUGGGAUUAUUAGGACAGCUUUUCUUGAACAAGAGCUUAAUUUGGACAGAGUUUGAAGAAGCUGUAAUGCAAGGGCAUAAAAGCAGACAAGGGCAGCUGCGACUACGUAAACCUAGGCAGUCUAUAUAUACUUAUCCUGCUCCCGAUUGCAUGUGCAGCAAUGCUUGAGACACGAGGUAAUUAAUUUAUUAAUUAAAUCUUGUUACAAGAGGUUAUAGUGUCGAUCGAUAUAUCUGGCUUGUACUAUUUAAAAUAAAUCGUGUCCCUCCCUUUUACAUGUUCAGUUAUAUGGGGUUGAAAAAUCGAUUUUAUCCUGGUUUGAAAUAGCAGAUUCUUGAACAGCGGUUAGGGUAUUCUUGUAAUAUGUUCGUCCGAUAUACUUAUAAUUAUUUUAUUUGUUUGUCCGAGC